AAGAGGAGAGGAGGCAGACAAGACGACGACAGCGACGAGCCACGGGACGGAAGACGGGAACGGACGGAAAGACAGGCAGGCAGGCAGUCAGGCAGGCAGGCGGAUCAGAGCCGAGAGAGCGAGUGUGUCGUCGUCGUUUCCAUGUACGUGCUUACGUAUAAAGCGCGCGGUGUCGGGCCCCGGUAUCGUCAUGUCCUCGCGUAGCCGCGUAAUAUCGUGGCAGCCUUGCAACGAGGCGGCGCAGGUCGAUUCUCGAGUCGCGUGAUCCGUCUCGCCGCUUCUCGCUCGACAGUUCCGACUCGGCGUAACUCUUGUCGUCGAUGCCUUUGUUCGCGGCCGGACGGAGGAGGACGGGCGCGGAUUGUCGUCGCGACGAGGCGAGGACGAGGACGACGAGGGCGAGGACGGGGGCGACGACGAGGACGAGGGGAGUCUCGUUUCUUUAGCCUGGCUGUCUCUAUUCUCUUUCUCCGUCUAUCUGUCUCUCCUCCCUCCGUGUCUUUCUCUCUCUCUCUGUCUCUCCUGCGUGUGUGUCUUCUCUGCCUAUCUCGGGUGAAACGGCGCUCCACACCCCGGCGCGGUCCUGGACACGUCCAAGAGGAGGAGGAGGCGACGGCGUAGAAGGAGGCGCGGAGGAGCCGACGACGACGACGAGAUGCGCGAGUUCAAGGUGGUGGUUCUCGGCUCGGGCGGGGUGGGCAAGAGCGCGCUCACGGUGCAAUUCGUGUCCGGUUGCUUCAUGGAAAAGUACGAUCCGACGAUCGAGGAUUUCUACCGCAAGGAGAUCGAAGUGGACAACUCGCCGUGCGUGCUCGAGAUCCUCGACACCGCGGGCACCGAGCAGUUCGCGUCGAUGCGCGAUCUAUACAUCAAGAACGGCCAGGGCUUCGUCGUCGUUUACAGCCUGACGAAUCACCAGACCUUCCAGGAUAUCAAGGCGAUGAAGGAGCUCAUCACGCGCGUCAAGGGCACGGAGCGCGUGCCGGUGCUGCUGGUGGCGAACAAGCUCGAUUUAGAGCAUCAGCGGGAGGUCGGCACCGAGGAGGGCCACCAGCUCGCGCAGCUCUGGGGCUGCCCGUUCGUCGAGGCGAGCGCCAAGAAUCGCACCAACGUCAACGAGAUGUUCGCCGAGAUCGUGCGGGAGAUGAACUUCAGCCCCGAGAAGGAGAAGAAGACCUACUGCUGCUGCAGCGUCCUCUAAUACUUAAUCAAAAUCCCCGAUGGCCCGGAUUAUUUACCCGCGGGCCGAACUAGGUGAAGGAAAAUAUAGUACAGUGUGUACAGUGUCUAUUGCGAUGUUAGGAGGAAGAGCUCGUCGUUCUCCUCUUCAUCGGCGUGCUUCGUUGCCGGUUAUCCUGGAACUUUCCUUCGCAGCCCUUUUUCGAGUCGUGGAGAGGCAGGGAUAUAUGCCAAGGAGAGAUACGUUGUAUAGUGGCUUUUGGACAGACCUCGUCAGUGUGUUGCCCUCCUGGAGGAUCUUUCUUCUGGAAAUUCCUCGGAUCUGGGAAAUAUCUUCAACCUUGGAAAUAUCUUCAACCUUGGAAAUCUUUUCGGUCCAAAAAUCCCUUCGACCCUGGGAACUUCUUCGAUCUUCGAUUGAAAAUCAUUUAGACCUGGAAAUCUUUACGCAGUGUGCAGCACAUCUACCAAGACUAACUUGUAUUGAACGUUGUAUGAAUUUUUCAACGGAGGACUAUGAUUCUCUCCUUUUCUAACUCGGAAGACCGUCCGGCAAGCGGCGGCCGUUAAACACAGAUAUUUUAUUAUACGCGAAUAUAGUAUUAUUGUAUGUAAUAU
This is a messenger RNA of Camponotus floridanus (Florida carpenter ant), 1797 nucleotides long. It is a transcript of the gene Rap2l, whose product is annotated as ras-related protein Rap-2a. Gene Ontology annotation, molecular function: GTPase activity; GTP binding; GDP binding. Lineage: Eukaryota; Metazoa; Arthropoda; Insecta; Hymenoptera; Formicidae. Gene Ontology annotation, cellular component: plasma membrane. The record is from RefSeq and is a predicted model, not a curated record. Bases 656 to 1201 code for a protein of 181 amino acids. The transcript is spliced from 2 exons. Gene Ontology annotation, biological process: negative regulation of cell migration; Rap protein signal transduction.